UUUGGGAACCCGUUAGGGUUUUAGGCGUUGGUUAUUUUUCUCUCUAAAACCCCAUAAAAUAAAUCUUGGAACUCCGCCUCCUCCCCUUUUCUCCUAAAAUCGAUCGAAACCAUGAAGACAGUCCAAAGCCGGAUCCUCUCCUCCGACCCAAUCUCUCUCUCCGACGCCACCUCCUUCCUCUCCGAUUUCAACAGGUCCGUCUGCGGCGGCGGGGGCGGCGCGUCCCACGAGACCUGCUGGUUCGUCCGACGCGCGUUGGCCUCAUUCGAGGAGCUGGAGCAGCUCUAUCGCAAGCUCAAGGAUCCAAGGUCCGAUCGAAAGGGAAGACACCCCGGGUCGGAGACUCGAAACGACGACGUAGAGACCACCGUUGGGCAGAGCUUCGUGGCGAGCCGGGACGUGAGUGCCAAGCCCAAAAGCCACCGUCAGCGGGAGAGUGAUGACGUCAAUCGGAAAGUUGAGGUUGAAGAACAGAGUAAGGGUGGGAAUCGUAAUUUGAUGGAAGAUGGAGGUGAGAUUGCAGAGAGGGUAGGGGUAGAGAUUGAUGAUAAGAAGAAGAAGAAGAAGAAGAAAAAGAAGAGGGAGGAAGAUGGUGAGAGUGAAAUGGGAAACGGAGAGGUAAAGAGGGAGAUUGGUUUUCGAGAUUUCGAGCAAGAUGAGUCACAGAAUAAGAAGAAGAAGAAAAAGAAGAGGGACAAUGUUGAUGAAAACUGGGGUGGAGUUAAGGAGGAAGAUGGGGAAAGUGAAAUGGGGAGUGAAGAGGUAAAGAGGCAAGAGAAGAAGAAGAAGAAGAAGAGGAAGAGUGAGGUGUUAGUGAAUGGUGAGAUUGAUGCCUUGGAGGAACAACAGGAGAAGAGAAAGAAGAGGAGAAAAAGUUGAGAAGAUAAACAGUUGUGUUAGUUUUGUUGUGUUUCAGUUUUGCGGAAUUUGAUGAAGAUUUCAAAGGCCAUCUUUGGCUCGACAGGUUCAGGGUAAUUCUAUGUAGGAUAGAUGCUCAUCCCUAUGUGAUACAAAGGGGAUGUGUUUCUUUGUUAUAUUAUUGAUUGCAAUGGAAAUUCUGCCCAAGUUUUGAUUCCUAAUGUAACUGUUAUCUAGUGUUAUUGCAAUUUCUGCCAAAUGUAUCAAUUGCAAUGUUAUGGAUGUGGCAAUGAAAUACUGGGCUACGAAGAAAAAAGGGACAUGGAAGCAUGGGAGGAUGAUUUUAAUCAAUGGAAAGAACUGUGUCUGGCUCACAUUUCUACAAAUUACGAGUUUUAGUGCUUCCUUAACCCAGUUCCUUAUAUUCGUUUUUCUUUUCAAUUUAUGUUCUGUUGUCCUUUGCUACAUGUUUGGAUAUAUAAUCCAAGAUUGAAUGGGUGGAGGCCCUGUAUUGUGCAUAUCUACUAUGACAUAUUAGUAGGUGCUUUUUACUGCAUGGGUUAGUGGCAUUACAAUAAAAUAAAGUUGUAGAGAUGCAGAUGGUUCAAUAUGUGUCAGUGUUUCCAAAGGCUGAUACUCUUUGGAGUUUGAAGAGUUGGUGUUCACCUAAAGGCAAUGGCACCCGCUUAUGUGCUUCAGAGCUCUACAAGGCAUGAAACUGAAAGUUAACAUAGUCAAUGAGGUGCCCAUACUUCUUCGGUUCUUCCACGAGGCCAAGUAAUAUGGUUGCACAGAAUCAUUGUCAUACGGUGCAAUUGAUGUGAAGGACACUACAUUAUUAUGUUUAAGGACUGAAGUAUGCACACUGUUUACCGGUUACGGUAUCUCCUCCAAGAUUCAGUGCAACUUUAGCAUUUGGAUGAUUGGCCUUAAUAGCAGAAACAUGAGAAGGGCUGAGAUUCUUUGUAUCCCAGAACACAUUAAAGUUGCCAUUGGUAGGUUUUGGAUGGGAAGAUGUUGUGAAAGGUGCCAUUGGCGGGUUUUGGAUGGGAAGAUGCUGUGUAGUCAAUAGCAAAGGAGAGGAUGAAGUGAAACUCGACUCCGGAAUCUAUUGGUACAUCUGAGAAUGUGACACCGGUGUCGUCGGCUCCUAUGUAUUCCCUGAAGAGCUUCGAGUUUGCUGGGGGUGCUUGGGCUGAUGACAGUAUUGUAAAGAACAAUGUCAUUUGAAGGAAGAGAACCAGUUGCAGCCUGGUUGAGUUCAUGGCUAUCAAAAGUAGGAAUAUUGGAUUUCUGUACUUCUGAGAUGCAGCUGUACAAACUUGUGGGGGAGGCUUUAUACAAGUGAGGUACUGUUGGAAUCUUUGUUAUGUACAAGAUAUUUGUUUUGGAGCCGGUGUCUCUUCUUAUUUGAAGCAUAAUGCUGUUCAUUUGCAAACCAGAUGCAUUUGAUUCCCCGUCCAGUAUGUGACCAGGAGGGUAAUAUGUUUUCUGGGGCAGAUGGCACCAACUACUAGAUGCAUAAUCCCUCAUUUUUGUAUACUUAGAAAUUUAACUUUGGAUAAUUUUUUUUAUCGUACAAAGCUGUAGAUUGUUUUAUUAACGACCUAUAUGGAAUGACUCAUUAGAAACA
This is a messenger RNA of Rosa rugosa (rugosa rose), 2491 nucleotides long. RefSeq names its product protein PXR1. The transcript has 3 exons. The coding region runs from base 112 to 879 and encodes 255 amino acids. The record is from RefSeq and is a predicted model, not a curated record. Lineage: Eukaryota; Viridiplantae; Streptophyta; Magnoliopsida; Rosales; Rosaceae.